UAAUAUCAUAAUGACAUAUCACAUUAUCAAAAUUUUGUAGUGCCAGUAAUGUCCCAUAAAUCCACCGCAGAAUGCACCAACAUCUCCAACAUUUUGGUCACGCCCGUUGGCAAACCAUGCAAGGAAAAGUUGUGCGGUAUCCCUAAGGUUCGAACUAUACCAGUAUGUCGUAUAAAACCCAAGGCAAUCAGAGUAUGUACGGGCGCGGACCUUCGACGAAUGUGUCCGCCACGAAUGUGCGAUUGUUCCACAACAAAACCUAGAGGAAACGCACUUUUAAGUUUGCUUCUCUUUGGAUUGAAAGCGGCAAUUGCUGCUGGCGCCGUGUAUGUAACUUAUGACAUGGGAAUUUGGGGUACCAACGACGAUUCACAAAAUUUCUACAGCACUACUUGCAACAUUAUUGCACCAACAACGAUGACACCCAGAAGAAUUAAUAAUAAGUGGGACCCACCGUCUUGUUUUGAGUCCAAAACCCUUUUUAAGAUGCCACCUUAUAAUCCGUAUGGUUGCGACGAACCGCCAUACAAUAUGUCCAGGGUCUUUUAUGCUUUGGAAAAUAUUUGGAACCAUUCAAUUUAUGCAAUAUUUUCUAACGUAGCUGCUAUGCCGUAUAAAGUUUUGGCCAUUCUAAAUCCUGCCGAAGAGGAGAUAAUAAAAGAAAAAGAGCCCUUAAUCCAAACGGCAACAGAAGAUGUUGAUGACGGAGAGGAGGGAGAGUCAACAAGUUCCACAAGUAGACGAGGUAAAAGAACUAAUACAUGUCCUCCUGAAGGAGAAGAAGAAAACGCAGAUCAAGUAGAAGAUGUAAACUAUGACCCGGACCAUCCAUAUGAAACCAUAAAGCGAAAGCGUAAUCUAAGAAAACAUGUCGAGAGAUACGCUUACAACGAAGAAGAUUUCAAGAAUAUGGAUGCAGAUGAAGUAAUCUCUAAAUCACCAGAAGAGAUAAUUGCAGAAUCAAUUAAGGUCGAGCAAAUAAGUGAAGAGGACACAACUUUAAUUUCACAUGAACACGAACAAGAAGAGAACACGGAAACAACAGAAAACCAUAGGGAGUCAGAAGAAAUUGUCAACAAUAACAAUUCAGAUGCACCAAAAGAAGAUACAGAAACAAUUGAAGAUUCUUUGAACGCUUCUAGUGAACAAAAUGCUGAAAGUCAAAUCGCAGCCCAGGAAGAUCAUGUAGUUUCUGAUAAUUCCGUUACCAAGAAAGGAGAACUGACAUUAGAGUCGGUUAUCUAUGGUGAUGCAUUAGCCCAGAGGAGAGCUAACAAAAAAGAUGGUGGUGACUAAGCGGUUAUUCGAACUAUUUAAUAAAUAAACAUCGGCAAAUACAAUAAAA
Molecule: messenger RNA, 1345 nt
Organism: Aethina tumida (small hive beetle)
Lineage: Eukaryota; Metazoa; Arthropoda; Insecta; Coleoptera; Nitidulidae
Exons: 1
Coding region: 49-1296 (415 amino acids)
Biological process (GO): cristae formation
Cellular component (GO): mitochondrial crista junction; MICOS complex
Source: RefSeq, a predicted model, not a curated record